AUGUCCCGAGUGUUCACCCGUCUUUAUCAUCCAAAUAACUUGGAACACGCCUUGCCCAAGAUUAUCAAACCUUUGACUUAUGGCACCGAUUCAGUGCAAUUCAAGGUGUUAUCGAACGCAUUGAACAAACAUGUCCCACAGUACGGAUUUAACGAAAGAGCUAUUGUACAAUCUUUGAAUGAAUUGGGAAUGGGAUCCUCAUACCUUUCAGUGCUUGGAAGUUCUAAUUCGCCAUCAUUUUUCAACGUGUCACCUUCUGUGCUUGAACUUGUGAAAUUCCAUCUAGUAUCAAAGCGUAACCAGUUGAUUACAGAUUUACCAUUGGAUUCCGAUAAACCUUUGCCAGAUUUGAAGACUUUAUUCUUGCAACGGUUGAAACUCAAUGAACAUGUAGCUCCUCAUUUGUCACAGCUGUUGUCUAUAAUGUCCGUUCCUGGAGAAUUUUUGGCUUCUACCGCAUUGUCUGAGUUGCAUAAGUUGACUGAUGAUAUGAUUUUCUAUUCAAAUGAACAGGACCAUAACGAUUUCGCUUGGUACUCUAAAAGAAUCGCUCUUUCGACGGCAUACGUUUCUUCGGAACUGUUCAUGGCCCAGGAUAAAUCGCAUAAUUUCCAAGAAACUAUGGAGUUUGCUCAAUCGAAAUUGAACAAAGUGAGCCAAUUGGGUAGCAUGUACAACAACACGGAGGAGUACCUAUGGUUCACUUUACUAAGCUCUAUUAACUUGGCAAAAUCUCAAAUUACCAGAGGAUGA
Molecule: messenger RNA, 753 nt
Organism: Kluyveromyces lactis
Lineage: Eukaryota; Fungi; Ascomycota; Saccharomycetes; Saccharomycetales; Saccharomycetaceae
Gene: COQ9
Product: ubiquinone biosynthesis protein COQ9
Exons: 1
Coding region: 1-753 (250 amino acids)
Biological process (GO): ubiquinone biosynthetic process
Cellular component (GO): mitochondrial inner membrane
Molecular function (GO): lipid binding
Source: RefSeq, a predicted model, not a curated record